AUGUUUUAUAUCGAGAUUUCGAUUAAUUCUGACGAGCAUCUAAACACAAACAUGACAGUAAAACGUCAAAUACGGCCGUUAAAACGUUACAGACCUUUUCAAGACAAGUUUGACGUCUGUUUGAUGAACGUUAACGAAGCAUCAAGCUUGGUGAUUUCUAAAACAGUUCGAGAGACAGAAACCCAUUACAUUUGUCGUGUGUCGUCGUGUCGGGAAUUGAAAGUGUUCCAAAAAAAAGUAUUAAUGACAUGUCUUUUACUCGAUAACAGGCAUGUGUUUUCUUCUUCGGUUAAUCCUGCAUAG
Messenger RNA from Macrosiphum euphorbiae (potato aphid), 303 nucleotides. Lineage: Eukaryota; Metazoa; Arthropoda; Insecta; Hemiptera; Aphididae. The record is from the annotation of a GenBank genome assembly.